GACCAACUCCGGAAAGCUCUUAUGUAGAGUCUUCUCGCACUUAACAUCGUACCUUUACGAGCCAUGUGACUCGAUGAUCUAUGGAGCCUAUGUAUGUGGUCCAUCAAAGAUGGAGAUUCUGGACAAGACAAACUUGCAAGGAAGGGCAAUGAUUCUUGAGGACGGGCAUGGCCGCAAAGUUGUCUUUUCUCUCCUUCAUGACCUUGAUUAAUGAAAUAUGGAAAUAUGUACAUAGUUGGAUUUUACAUAGUUAUUUUUGAACAAGAAAAUGCAAUUGCUGUGGCGCCUGCAUUAUGGGUAGAGGAGGUGAAUGGGGUUCUGAUUUGCUACUGGCCCCGUAGAAACGCUGCUGCCAUGGCAAAGGCCUCCCAAAGGCCAGAUAAGGAGCUCUGGAAGCGGCACAAAAUAAGAAUACUCUCCGAGACUGACAACUAUAAGACAGCCAGAGAGCGAGCCAAAAAAGCUGUAGAAAGUUCAAACGUGGACACAGAAGAAGAGGUGCUAAAAGAGCGGAAAAAAAAGGUACCAUCAAAAUACUGGACAGAGAGUGAAGGAGAAUGUGAGAUUCCUACCAAAAAAAGGAGAAAAAUGUCCACAUCCUCUCAAAAGCCAUCAAGCCUCCCAAAGCCUCCAAGUUACAAACCACCUACUGACAUCACAAUCACAGCUCACUCACCUGAGGAAGAUGAGCCAUCCCUGCCAAAUCUUUCAGCUAAUAAUACUUUCCAUGAUUUCCAGCAUCUCAUCGAGCAAUCUGAGCAGCGGAUGCUCCUCGCAAUAGAGAGAAUGUCGACAGAUAUUUCAAAUUCUAUUGAGCGUCUGGUCCAGACUAUUCAACAGAAUCAUCCUGGUCCGGCAACCGUCACAACACCACCACAGGAGACCAUUGAGAGGCCCUGCAGAAUAGUGCAGGAGCUGCAAGCUUUCAUAUUAAAACUUGAGGGCCCAGAAGGGAAAAAAAGGAUGAUACAGUUUUUGAGCCUGAUGGGAGGUAGCAACAUUGGAGACGCUGUGAGGAGAAUCCUUCGGAAAAUAGCUACCAAUGAGGCCUGGUCAAAUUACAGCCUGAAAGGCCGAAAAGGAAAACUGACCUUCAUUGGGACAGCGCUUCACCAUAUUGUUUUAAGUAUGCUUUUCAAAACUUCUCUCUUCUUCUCACUUCAUCACGAAACUUUUUAAAGAGCAAAUGAUAAACAGAAAAAUGUCUGUACUGUCCCUGUACCU
Molecule: messenger RNA, 1224 nt
Organism: Cyprinus carpio (common carp)
Lineage: Eukaryota; Metazoa; Chordata; Actinopteri; Cypriniformes; Cyprinidae
Exons: 8
Coding region: 211-1179 (322 amino acids)
Source: RefSeq, a predicted model, not a curated record